Messenger RNA from Wyeomyia smithii (pitcher-plant mosquito), 4783 nucleotides. RefSeq lists its product as uncharacterized. The transcript is spliced from 5 exons. The coding region runs from base 1872 to 2621 and encodes 249 amino acids. NCBI's taxonomy places the organism in Eukaryota, Metazoa, Arthropoda, Insecta, Diptera, Culicidae. Gene Ontology annotation, molecular function: epidermal growth factor receptor binding; receptor ligand activity. Gene Ontology annotation, biological process: epidermal growth factor receptor signaling pathway. The record is from RefSeq and is a predicted model, not a curated record.
ACUAGUUUCAACAUAGUCAUGUCAGUAUGGAUGGAAAUAUUUGUGCAUUGUGAGGUUUGAGAUAGUUCGAUAAAGUUAUACAAAUUUUAUGUAUUCUAGUUCGUAUUUUCGUUUUAAUUCGUCUGAAUGGAUCACACAGUACUGUUGGAUUUGAUGGUGAAAUGAAGUAGUACUACCAAUCGCUGAUAUUGGAGAAGAAUGUUUACAGUUUUAUGGAGGCUUGACAGUUCCAUCAAGUGAGAUCAAACCCGUCCGUGGAAAGAUGAAAGUGUUAUAUAGAGUAGUGUUUUGCAUUUUGCUUGCGUAAAAAUAUUACCAGUCACGCGCGGACCACUCGUAGUGACGGACUACGUACUGAUAGUAUAGGAAACCCGCAGUGUUUUGACGAUUGACGGUAGUCGUCCCUGUUCUGUUUGUGGAAGAACGGUGUUAGAGUAACAGUUAUACAAAUCAAAUAAAACAUCAGUUGAUAAUCAGGUCAUUGAUAAGAAAAGCACUAGCUGUUGGACCUUUCUAUGCAACUCAUUCAACCACGGAUGCCUCAAGAAAUGAGUAAUAAUUGAAUAAUAAAAAUGGAGGAUCGCAGUAAUAGUAAAUAUACUACCGGAGUGCGGGUCUGAAAGAAGUAUUUAUAUAUUGGAAGAAAUAUUACCUUUAAACAGACGUUCGCUCGCACAUACCCGCUUUUUAUUUGUGUAAGAGGCAUCUAUUUCUUUUAUUAAUGUAAACAAGUAAAUGUUGAGACAUAUAUUCUACGAGAUCACCGUAAAGUGUUGGGGAUAGAUUUACAAACUCGCGGAGGAGUUUCCAGCAGGACUGCACAAGGCGAAUUGAAGAAAUUGCCCUUCGUACACCGCACUUGGCUAUAAUUAUACAGAACACCUAUGUGGUAAAUGGUAGAAAGUUUCAAUCUUAGUGCAACUUUGUUGUAUCGGCGAAGGCAGUGCACGAUAUUACCGUAGUUCUAUUGCCGUGGUGAGACAUAAGUUGGCACGUAUGCUCACAUGGUCUUACUAGCGGGGUUGCGUGAGACUACGCAAGCUAUAACUCCCGCAAGAAAAAUAACAAUCGUCGGUGAAUUUUGUUUGUAAAUUGCGGAACAGAACACUUAAACGAGUAUAAUUCAGAUCUAUUAUAAGUUAACAUUGGGCAUGGUCGAACAGAAACCGAAGAUGAAAGUUAAUAAAAGUGAAAUUCGUGUAAUUAAACUUAAGUACAUAACUGAAUCGGUAAAAUGAGCGGUGUUCGAUGCCUUUCAAUCGGUACUGUCAAACAAUCAAUGUCUGGCAAACGGUUUAAAACCUGCGUGCACAUAGAAACUAAACUGAAUCCGACAGACAGGCAGUAUGGUUGAUUUGGUUUGCUAGUGCAAUACGGAGAAACACCAAAAAAUGAUUACCUCGCUGUUGUAUUUCAAACGUAACUGUGUAGAAGUCCACGAACUAAGCGAUAAAAAUUCAGAUCAACGGUAUUGUGUUUAAACGCUAAUUAGACGCAGAACACCGUGAUAAACUCGUUAAAUCUCCAACUGUUGAGAACUGUUUAUUAUUGAUCCACGCAGUAUAGUCAGGUGAAUCGAUAGGGUGAAGAAGCGAAACUGGCAGAGCAAUUAAAAUUUAAAAAAUGAAAUUUGUGUCAAUUCUUAUCACAUGUUAUGUUGAAAAGAAAACGUCGAAAUAAAUUGUGUGCAAGUGAUGUAAUAAUAUAUGCAGAUGAAAAGCCUAAGGCGAGAGUGCCGGAUUUGUAGUUUUGAAUGUGCUGAAAAAAAGUUGCAAAAAUCACAUCACAAGAAACUGCAAUAACACAAAGGAACAGCGUUCAGCCGAAGAAAUAAAACGAAUCUAUCCAUUUGAGUCAAUGAAACUAGUACGAUGCGGAUGGAUGAAAUUAGCAGAGCGAUGAUCCAUUUUGCAAGAAGCUACGUUUUGUGCAGCAGGUUCGAACCGUCCAUCGACAGAAUGUACCAUUACGCGAACAGCACAAUGAGUUCACCGACCAGCCAAUUUUUCAAGUUCCUAGCGAGAUUCUCAGGAAGAAGACGGAUAAGUUAUCGGUUACGAAGGUUAUCCAACCUGUUUUUUCCCUAUGUUGCAAUUUUCCUAAUAUUAAGUACAGUAUGCAGAGUAACAGAUGCUUGUUCGAGUCGGACAACGCCUAAACCUCGUCCACCUAGUCCGACCCCUCGACCAAAUAUUACAUUCCAUACCUACAAGUGCCCGCCGGCGUACGCGGCCUGGUACUGUCUCAACGAAGCUACCUGCUUCACUGUUAAAAUUGGUGAUUCAUUGUUGUAUAAUUGCGAGUGUGCUGAUGGUUAUAUGGGUCCUAGGUGUGAAUACAAAGAUCUCGAUGGAUCUUAUCUGCCAACUCGGCCUCGUGUGAUGCUGGAGACUGCAAGCAUAGCGAGUGGUGCCAUUGUCGCUGUGGUUCUGGCAACGAUAGUUUGCUGCUACAUUUGUGUACGUAAGCACCAGCAGAAGAAAAAAAGACUGGAAAGUGCGAACGGUGGUGUCGACACGGUAGACGGCGUACUGCGGACGGUGCGGAGUGAUCAACCCAAACGACCUUUCGGACCGCAUCAUCUGCGUACGAUUCCGAUGAGCGAAACGCUUAAUCGAUAAAUGCCAGCCAUUAGUAAAUAGCAUAUUCAAAAGACAACUGAAUGCCUUUUAGCAAGAAGCAGAACACCUCAGUAGGAGCGUUGCAGCAAAAGUUCCGUUCGAAAAUUUGGGGAUAGCAGAACCAGUAACAAUGGUGUUCCGGUGAAUAACUCAAUGCUGCCAUGAAUUCUUACAAACUUCUAAUAUAUUGGAGCUACACCAAGAGAUAAUGGAUGAAAUAACCAAUUCCUUCCGGAAUGACAGUCGACGAUAGAUGUCCUUCAGCAGCAAUCACUGUCGCAUCCGGAUUUUUACAUCGCGGAAAUGUUCUAGAUCGAGCGCUGGUGCCGGUAAGCGAAGCGUCUGGUUUGUAGAGACACAAACAGUUACUUUUAUACAUGUGCAUUGUAUUACUGAUAUUAACAACAGGUGCCUCUAUAGUAAUAGUUGAUUUGUGAUUCCAAGAAUGUAACGAAACAAGUGGAAGAUAACUGACAUUAAGUUUGUUUCAGACAGUUUUAGGUGUAACAUUGCUAAAUGAUGAAAAAUACCGCUUCACGAAACGACAUCCUAUUCGUGAGUUGAACAGUGAUAUGCCGUCCUCAGUUACUAGUUUUCCGGCCAAAACAAAAUAGAAAACCACUCCGUGAUACCUUCUUUUGUAUUUAAUGAGAUAGUAGGUUAAAAUUUUGAUCAUUUUUAGAAGAACAUGUCUCCGGUUUUAUUUUAUGGUAACUGGGACGGUUGUAUAGAAUUUUAGCUAGAUUCGGCACUCGAAAUUCUUACGAAGAAAUAAACUAGCCGUCACUAAUCUUGCCAAUUAAAAAGAAAAGAGUAUCGCUACAAAUUUUAACACAUUACUUAACGUGCCAUCUUCUAAUUUCGGUUCGUUUCGCAACUGUGUCCAGCACAGUACUUGCUGAAUGAAGCAAAAGCAUAAAAAAGUUGCCCUCGCAUGGACAUCUAGCGUUCAAUAACCACAAUUAUGACAUUUCUGUUGAGGGAACAAGAUAAGCAUUUGAAAACGUUUCACAACGUUGCAGAAAAAAUUAUGAAACAAAACUCAUUUUAUUGUAGAAAACAGUGUGACACUGACAGUUUUUUCGUAUUGAAAAUCAGCCAGACCAAGUCGAAACAAAACAACUAAUUUAUUUGUACAGAUAUGCCAAAAUAACAAAGAUUGUAAUAAUCUUUACACUAUUUUAAUUGUUACAACAUCCUGUCCAGAUUAGCCGCAGCUCUAGAGCUUACCUACUUCAUUUAUUUAAUUAUUUAUUUUAGUUAUUCCAAUGAAUUGACAUGUUAAAAAUUGAGUUACUGCAUUAAAUAAGACAAAAUGAAAGAUGAGUUUGUUUGGAACGACUAGUGAAACGAAAAACGUGAUAACCUAGAAAUCAUUAUGUUGGAUGAUUCACACUCAUAUUCCCUAUUGUGAGGCAAAUGAAGUAGAUUCGGAAAUCAGCUGAUUCAUAAAGAACAUGAAACAUUAUCGGUACGGUUUCUACUGCGGGAAAAACCGAGUAAUAAAAACACGCAUUACACAUCCAAGAGAAGGAAACACAGAACUAAUUAAUUUUUAUACAUCUUCAUAAACUUAACGAAAUCACCACUGUAAGGAGAAGAAAUCCUUACAAGUAACAAGGUAACAUGUAAAUAUGAUUUUUUCCGGAACCAGCCGUAACAGAAGACAUUUCAUCUUGGUACGUGUUGUUUAAUUUAAGUUUAGGCAGAUAUUUUAAUUAUUAGGUAGAUAGAUACUUUUAUUUAAUUACUUAUUUCCAAUAAGUUCCGUUUCCAUCGAGGCAAAAGGUAAUAUUUUGCUUGUUGCAAAACGACACAGAAGUUGUGAAUAUCAGCUGCUUUCUUUUUUACAUCACUUACGGUGUCCUAUAAUGACAGUAUUCGUUAGGCUAUGUUCGAACUAGGGUUGGCCAUUUUUUGAUAAAUUGGAAAUGUUCAGCAGUUUUGUCGUGUACAUCCACAUUCCUAUUGCGGAGAUGAUAUUGGAAACCCCGUGUACCGGAAAUACACAGAAGGCAGCAUAAUGAUUCUUACCAAACUGAUUGCACUUGUAUUAUAUUUAUUUGUAAAAAAAGAGAUCAUAUUAUCUUUAUGUAUAUUUUUGAGCUUUAAAUAAAAUUAAUCAACAUUUUUGUUGGUCAUUAAUCAUUAAUUAUAAUUGA